AUGAUUCCCAGUUCUCUUAGUGCUCCUAGUUCUCCUUGGUCUCCUAGCUAUACUAGUUCUAAUAGUGCUCCUAGUUCUCCUUGGUCUCCUAGCUAUACUAGUUCUAAUAGUGCUCCUAGUUCUCCUUGGUCUCCUGGCUCUACUGGUUCUCAAUCUCUUAGUUCUCCUUGGUCUCCUAGCUCUACUGGUUCUAAUAGUGCUCCUAGUUCUCCUUGGUCUCCUAGCUCUACUGGUUCUAAUAGUGCUCCUAGUUCUCCUUGGUCUCCUAGCUCUAUUGGUUCUAAUAGUGCUCCUAGUUCUCCUUGGUCUCCUAGCUAUACUAAUUCUAAUAGUGCUCCUAGUUCUCCUUGGUCUCCUAGCUCUACUGGUUCUAAUAGUGCUCCUAGUUCUCCUUGGUCUCCUAGCUCUACUGGUUCUAAUAGUGCUCGUAGUUCUCCUUGGUCUCCUAGCUCUACUGGUUCUCAAUCUCAUUGUUCUCCUUGGUCUCCUAGCUCUACUGGUUCUCAAUCUCAUAGUUCUUCUAGUUCUCCUAAUUCUCUUAGUUCCGUUUAA
Messenger RNA from Eurytemora carolleeae, 552 nucleotides. RefSeq names its product putative protein TPRXL. The transcript is spliced from 2 exons. NCBI's taxonomy places the organism in Eukaryota, Metazoa, Arthropoda, Copepoda, Calanoida, Temoridae. The record is from RefSeq and is a predicted model, not a curated record. Bases 1 to 552 code for a protein of 183 amino acids.